CUAACCUACACAUGCACAAUGAAAUCAAUGUGUCGAUCUUCGCUAAAGCACUGUACGGGAACUGUGGCUGAUGGUGUAUUUUUGAGAUCUAUUGCCACUCGUUUGGCUACUCACGCAGACGAAGCUUCCCUUUAUGUCCAUUGGCCUUAUUGCUUAAAACGAUGCUCGUAUUGCAACUUCAACAAGUAUAUAAGUCGAAGUCAAAACCACAAUGUUAUGACGGAGUGUCUGAAGAAGGAGACGCAAACUUUACUACAGCUCAGCCAGAUCUCACGGAUCAGCUCUGUGUUUUUUGGAGGAGGAACACCCAGCCUUGCUCAGCCCUCCACUAUCGCUGCCGUCCUGGAGACUGUUUCCAAACACGCACGUGUGUCAGAUGAUGCCGAGGUCACACUGGAAGUCAAUCCUACACCUGCUGGAAAAGCUUGUCUGAAGGACUUUACGUUAGCUGGAGUUAACCGAUUUUCCAUUGGAAUUCAGUCAUUGAAUGAUGAUCAUCUGCGGACAUUAGGAAGAGACCACAAUUCUUAUCAUGCUCUCCAGACGUUGUCAGAGGCGAGGACGGUGUGCCCUGGACGGGUGUCAGUUGAUGUCAUGUUUGCUCUCCCAGGUCAAAGUGUUAAAUCAUGGGAGAGCGAGGUGAAGACGUUGUUACCUCUUUGUGAUGAUCAUGUUUCACUGUAUCAGCUCACUUUGGAAAGGGGAACACAGCUUUUUAAACAGGUUGAGAGUGGUGAGCUAAGAGUGCCUGGUGAUGAUGUCACAGCUGUUAUGUACCAGUCAGCACGGAAAAUUCUGGAACAGGCUGGGUUUCUUCAGUACGAGGUGUCCAACUUUUCCAGAAAUAAUGCUGUCAGUAAACACAAUUUGGGGUACUGGAGCGGACAGCAGUACAUAGGGGUAGGCCCAGGGGCACAUGGACGCUUUGUACCAAAUGCAUUGGGAGGAGUUCAGAGGGAAGCACGGACGCAAACGUUAGAACCAGAUGUUUGGAUACGAGAGGUACAGCGGCAAGGUCACGGCACACGGCGACGAAUACAGCUUGACCCUCGUGGCCUGCUGGAGGAAGUUUUGGUCAUGGGGCUGCGAAUGAAUAAAGGAAUAACCAAGCAGCACUGGAAGUUAUUUAGCCCUGAAGCAGACCUCUAUCAGAUUUUUGGGGUGUCUGAUAAAGUUAAGGAAUAUCAAGCAGAGGGGCUUCUGAUACUUGAUGACAGAGGUUUGCGGUGUUCCUGGGAAGGCUUAGCUUUACUGGACAGCAUCUUACCCACAAUGCUGCUAGAAUUAGAGAUGUUUUUCGAAACCAAGGGUAUGACGAGGACACAACACAACAACAGAAAAGACUGAUAUUCAGAAAUAGAGAUGACAGACACAGGGACAAAAGCUUUUAUGUAUCAGUGAUACCACAAUACCAAACACCUUUAAGAAUGAAAGCUUAUAUCAACUUAACAUGUUCUAAAAAAUGACCAUCAAAUUAAACUAAAAACUGUGAAUUUAUCUUUCAUUUUUUAACAGGUGCAUUAAUAAUAUGUUUAUAUAAAAAAGAAAAUUAUAUUCCCACAUUUAAGUAAUCUAUUUCUUCAUGAAACCCUAACACAGGCAAAGCUUC
Molecule: messenger RNA, 1609 nt
Organism: Paramisgurnus dabryanus
Lineage: Eukaryota; Metazoa; Chordata; Actinopteri; Cypriniformes; Cobitidae
Gene: rsad1
Product: radical S-adenosyl methionine domain containing 1
Biological process (GO): porphyrin-containing compound biosynthetic process
Cellular component (GO): mitochondrion; cytoplasm
Molecular function (GO): 4 iron, 4 sulfur cluster binding; coproporphyrinogen oxidase activity
Source: RefSeq, a predicted model, not a curated record